This is a messenger RNA of Musa acuminata AAA Group (dessert banana), 3681 nucleotides long. RefSeq names its product SNF2 domain-containing protein CLASSY 3-like. Gene Ontology annotation, molecular function: ATP-dependent chromatin remodeler activity; ATP binding. Gene Ontology annotation, biological process: gene silencing by siRNA-directed DNA methylation. The coding region runs from base 1 to 3681 and encodes 1226 amino acids. The transcript is spliced from 3 exons. The record is from RefSeq and is a predicted model, not a curated record. NCBI's taxonomy places the organism in Eukaryota, Viridiplantae, Streptophyta, Magnoliopsida, Zingiberales, Musaceae.
AUGGCGUCCGUCGCGCGGAGGACGCGGACUACUCAAGCCCUGAACGGGGAUAAGAACUCCGAUGCCAAGUCCUCCCUCUGUUCAACCGCCGGCUGCGGCGGUCGUGGAGGAGAUGCCCUAGCUUCCAGAACCAGGGUCAAGACCCAGUGCGACAGCCCGGAUGUCAUUCUCCUUGAUGAUGAGGAGGAGGAGGUGGUGGUGGGAGAGGGAGGAGGAGGAGGGCGGACAGGAGGAGGAAUAAGAGGACGGCGAGUAGAAGGCCGUCAGAAUCGCGAGGAGACGGUUCGUUGGGUUAGAGACUCCGUGCAUUUUUCGGAGUCUCUUGUGUCCUCCUCGUCGCAGAACGCCGUCUUCUUUGAUGUGGAAAGCGAUGAAAAUGAGAGUGAGAGCUCUGUCCAGGGUUCCCUGAGGUCGGGAUCAUUUUCUAACGAGGGGAAAGCGGUCUCCUGGGGCAACUCAGAAUCCAGAUUGCAUGCUGGACAAGCUGAGAUAGGGAAAAUUCAUGAAAUCGACGGUUCCAGAGAGGAGUUGGAAGCUGAAUCCAAUGGACAUAGCAUUCCAGUUGAAAGUGAGGAAGAAAAGGAAGACGACACUUAUGAAGAUAGAGAACCUUCCAAAGCUGAUGUAGAAGUUGAAGCUGAUGAUUCUUCCAGUCAAAAGGUUAUCCAACUCGAUUGUGAAGAUGGCAAUGAAACGGAAGAAGAUAUGGCGCUCGAUGAUGUUGAAAAGGAUUGGGGAUCUUCGGUCAAAAAUGACGAGCUUUCUGGACAGAGAGACGUUAAGGAAUCAGAUGAAGAUGGUGCGAAAGCUAAAGAAAAAAUGACGACUGAUUCUUGUGUCGCAAAGAGGACUCGAUCAUCUGUGGGAAAGCAGCAGAGAGUUUCAUAUGUUCAAUAUUUUGAAGAGGAUGAGUCAGAUGAUGAUGACGCAGACGGGGAAGCAUCGCAGGAAGAUGUGCCAUAUGAUCAUACCAAUGAACUCGCUGCCGAAAGCAUGAGGAGUACAUUUGAAGGCAGAACCGAUGGGUGCAAGGAGAAAGGGAGGUGUUCUGCGUCUUUGCUGAAGAAGAGAAGGUUCUCAGUUACCAACAUCCCUCUGUCAGUUAGCAACACUGAAACUAGCACUGGUGGCCCUGCGAGCCGUGGUGGCUUUGGCAUUUCAGUUCGCACCCAGUCACAUUUUGAUUCAAAGCUUGAUGAGAAGGAAAACAAGCCUGGGAUCGCUACUGAGACAUUUUGUCUAGAUGUGGAUGAAUCUGAUGAGCUUUUUGGCUUAAAUAAAGAGGAUAAGAAGGGUGGUGAAAAUGGUACCGAUGGUGGUGAGAGAGAAGGGAUCAAACUGGAGGGAUUCCGUGUUGGAAAAUUCCAAAAGAGAGAGCGGGAUAGGCCAUUAAAACAUUCUGGUAUCAAAAUCUGUCUUGAUGCAUUUUUCAGCCACACAGAAAAGCUUCCGGUUGAUUCCUUUCCUCCCAAGAAUGAGCCAUACUGUGAGGAACCUGACUUUUUCUCUUUUGAAGUACCAAAAGGAGUUGAGAAAUCUGACUCUGAAAAAGCAAUGGAUGAACUGUGGGCUGAUUUUGAAUUCGCUAUGGGCUUAGAGAACAUUGGCACUUACAAUGCUGAUAAGUGUCAAGGAGAAGAAUUCAACACACAGGAGCCAGAAUAUGAUCCAUUAACUUCAUGCUGUGAAGGGAAACAUUGUUUUAUCCUCGAUGAACAAACAGGAAUCAAAUGCAAGUUCUGCUCUUUUGUUCAGCUGGAGAUCAGAUACAUUUUUCCGUCUUUGGAAACAAACACUUGGGAGAAGUCUGAGUGGAAAUGUUUCAGCAGUGAGAGUGGCCAACUGCAUUUUAACGACCUUUGUGAGACAUUGACGAAGUUAAAUGGACAAGCUUCUCAUAGUCAUUUAUGUGGAACUGUGUGGGAUCUCAUUCCAGGUGUCUAUACAACUAUGUAUGAGCAUCAGCAGGAAGCAUUUGAAUUUAUGUGGAGAAAUCUAGCUGGGGGGAUUCACCUUGAUGAGUUAAAGUCGGGUUCUGGAUCUGAUGUGCUUGGUGGUUGUGUGAUUUCUCAUGCCCCUGGAACAGGAAAGACCCGUUUAUCCAUUGUUUUUAUUCAAACUUACAUGAAGGUUUUCCCAGAAUGUAGGCCUGUGAUUAUUGCUCCCAGUGGAAUGCUCCUUACAUGGGAAGAAGAAGCCAGGAAAUGGGAUGUCAGUAUACCUAUCCAUAAUUUGAAUUCCUUGGAAUACAAUGGGAAGGAAGAUAAAGAGGCACUUUCCCUGGCAGAGAAAGAACCUCAAAGAAGCAAUCUGAUACGUCUUGUGAAACUCUGUUCAUGGGGCAGAGGCAAUAGUAUCCUUGGAAUAAGCUAUAAUUUGUUCAAGCAACUAACAUCCAAGGCUUCAACUGGUUUAAGUAAGAUCCUUCUUGAGAAGCCAGGUUUGCUUGUUCUUGAUGAGGGCCAUAUUCCUAGAAAUGAACGGAGUCUUAUAUGGAAGGUAUUAGGAAAAGUCAAAACUGAGAAGCGUAUCAUCCUUUCUGGAACUCCUUUUCAGAAUAAUUUUGUUGAGCUUUACAAUAUUUUGUGUCUGGUAAGACCUAAGUUUGCUGAAAAGAUCUCGAAUAAAACAUUGAAAUCCUGUAGGAGGCAAGAGAUUUUCUUAGACAAGGAACAAGCUAUCCUAGCAGGAGAAAAUGGGGGGAAAGGAAUAUGGGCUACUCUAACUAGUGAUGUUACCAAUGACAAUGUUGAGGAAGUCCGAUCAAUAUUAAAACCUUUUGUGCAUGUUCAUAAUGGUAGCAUCCUUAAAAAUCUUCCAGGUUUGAGGGAGUGUUUAAUUGUUUUGGAUCCACUGCCUCAGCAGAAAAGCAUUAUUGAGAAAAUAAAGUGCAUUGGGUCACAUGGCAACUUCGAGAGGGAAUAUAAGGUAUGCUUAGCUUCCAUUCAUCCUUCACUUGUGACUCAUCUGAACAUGUCUGAGGAAGAAGAAUCUCUGGUCGAUACUAAUUUGCUAGAAAAACUGAAAUUGAGCCCAGUUGAGGGUGCAAAAACACGAUUCGUCAUAGAAGUUGUUCGGUUGUGUGACCCACUCAAUGAGAAGGUGUUGAUCUUCAGUCAGUAUAUACAGCCAUUGGUUAUGAUCAAAGAACAACUAAUUAAUGAAUUUGGUUGGAAUGAGGGAAAGGAGGUGUUACAGAUGGAUGGAAAGAUUCUCACAAAAAAUCGUCAACCUUCAAUAGAUAUUUUUAAUGAUACAAAAGGCAAAGCAAAAGUGCUACUUGCCUCAACCAAGGCUUGCUGUGAAGGGAUAAGCUUGACAGGGGCAUCAAGGGUUAUACUGCUGGAUGUUGUUUGGAACCCAGCGGUAGGUAGGCAAGCAAUCAGCAGAGCUUAUAGAAUUGGACAAAAGAAAUUUGUAUACGCAUACAAUUUGAUCACAUUUGGAACAGGUGAAAGAGAAAAGUACGAUAAGCAAUCCAAAAAAGAUCUCUUGUCGAAAUUGCUCUUCUCCCCGGAAAUUGAUUUCAAUAAUCUCAGAAACAGUAUCUCACAGUCAGAGGAGGGACACUUUCCCAAAAUUAUCUCUGAAGAUAAGAUUUUGGAACAGAUAGUUGAAAGACUGAAAAUUAUGUUUGUGGACAUCUACUACCCACCAAAGGAGUACUGUAUAUGCGCAUAG